Molecule: messenger RNA, 605 nt
Organism: Saccostrea cuccullata (small rock oyster)
Lineage: Eukaryota; Metazoa; Mollusca; Bivalvia; Ostreida; Ostreidae
Exons: 2
Source: RefSeq, a predicted model, not a curated record
UCUUUUCAAUUUUCUUUUUAAUUUCUUUUCAAUUCUGUCAGAUGAGACAAUUAGGGUUUUGGAAGGAAUACUUAGACCUGAUGUCCAAAAUUAUUUGAGGAUACUCCUGCACCAUAUAGAGCUCUGUAAAGCAAGGGCCUCAUGUGGAGACUUUCAACCAAGAUCUCAAGACAAGUUAGACAAUUGGAAUGACACUCAUCAAACUUCUAGUAUAGCACACCACGACUUUACAGCUGAAUAUUGGCAAAACUUGGACUUUAUACCUUCAAUGCCUUCAUCAACACUAGCUGCUGCAGAUCAUGGACAGAUGUACAGAAAUAUAAACCUUUCACACACUAUAACACAUGAAACCUUGACAGAUUCACCAUCAAACCUACCAGCACCACCAUCAACCCUGCCAGCACCACCAACAACCCAGUCAGCACCAUAAUCAACACUGCCAGCGCCACUAUCAACACUGCCAGCGCCACCAUCAACACUGCCAGCACCACCAUCAACCCUGCCAGCACCACCAUCAACACUACCACCACAAUCACCACCACCCCCACCAUCAUCACCUCUGCUAGUGCCAUCCACUGAAAAUGAGACCCUUCACAUGUCAUCAC